AUGAGUUCGACACAAAUUAGCCGGGAUGUGUUUAAAUGGCCAAGAUUAUUCUUGUAUAAACCGACGCAGAUUAGAGAAUAUGUGAAGAGGGUUGAUGAGAUGGGCAUUGACAGGAAGUCUAAGAUGUUUCUUCCUGCGAUUAAGGCUAUUAGUUCGAUGACUAAAGAGAAAUGGGAGUUGAAAUUGGAGGUCUUUAAGAGUUUGGGAUUUUCCGAAUAUGAUAUUCUUUCCGUUUUUAGGAGGGCGCCUCUGGUGUUUGCUCUGUCAGAGAGGAAAAUUAAGGCGAAAACACAGCUUUUGCUUAGCACGGGCAAAUGUGAUAUCUCAUAUGUUAUUAAUAACCCCUUCUUACUUACUCUCAGUGUUGAGAAUAGGCUUAAGCCACGGCUAAGAGUUCUGGAGGUUUUGGAAAGCAGGAAUUUGCUUCUUAAAAAGCCGAGUUUGGCAACUGUAUGCCCCCUCACUGAUAAGAGUUUCUUUCAGAAAUAUGUACUCCCUUAUUCAGAUGAAGUUGGUGAAUUCUUUGUGUUUAAGGCAGCCUCAUAG
This is a messenger RNA of Cornus florida, 546 nucleotides long. RefSeq lists its product as uncharacterized. Gene Ontology annotation, biological process: regulation of DNA-templated transcription; chloroplast organization. Gene Ontology annotation, cellular component: chloroplast. The transcript has a single exon. The coding region runs from base 1 to 546 and encodes 181 amino acids. The record is from RefSeq and is a predicted model, not a curated record. NCBI's taxonomy places the organism in Eukaryota, Viridiplantae, Streptophyta, Magnoliopsida, Cornales, Cornaceae. Gene Ontology annotation, molecular function: double-stranded DNA binding.